CCCAAUAAAAAUAGACCUUAGGCUUAUUCUGUUUUUCUUAAGCAUUUGUGUUUGUGUAUUGUGCGACCCUUGGGGUUCAAUGAGGUGAAAUGAGAGGGUAUUAUUAUGGUAAAAGAAAAUGUGGGUUUGUAAACCUGGAAGGGCAAACACACACACAAAGGUACUCUUCCACCACAGUCGGGAUCUUUAUCAUCGAUCAUCUCUUUGCUUCUUCUUUUUUUUUUUGUUUCCCAAUCCGUUGUUACAGGAUGGCUACGACGGAGUCUAGUGCUGCUAAUUCGGCAUCGCAAAACCCUCGCUACUCCAUUGAUUACUCUAUCUUGCGAUUAUGUCUCGAUUCCUCUCCUUGGAUAGCUGAUGAUUCUGGUUCCGGCGCGAUUCAUGAUGAUCCGGCUCUUUCCCUUUCCCUGAACGAUCCCUUCUUCCAUACUUCUGACCACGACAAUGCUGAUAAGAAGCCUGUCUGGAACCAGCUCCGCGAGAUCGGCCUUGUGAUGCGCACCGAAUCCUGGCCUGCGUUCGUUGUCUCUAUCUCUUGUUUGAUUAACUCUAUAUACAUAUAUACUGCUAACACCAGGUAUCAGAAUCACGGCCAAAGGGGUGGCUCUUACGCUUCAGGAACUAGUCUCCAAAGAGUGCAUGACAGCAACGCUAACCCUCAUGGGGAUGGCCUUCACCAUGGAAACAGGCUCAACUUGGACCAAACCGGUUUUUCUCACCGUAACUUUAAUGGGAGAGACACCUUGCAACCGCAGAUGCUGAUGGGGCCACCUUCUUUUCCUGCCAGUAGUGCGCAAUAUAUGGCGGCGCCUCCUCAAAUAGGUUCAUACAUGCUCUAUCCAGAUUAUGCGCCGCACCUCUUUUUGCUACAUCCACGAUCCACCCAAGAGUCUAUGGCUUUGGUUGGACACUUCCCACCUCUACCCAUUUAUUCCCAGCUUGAUGCCAGGGUGUACAAUAAGAUAUUGACACAAGUAGAAUAUUGUUUCAGGUAUUCGGUUUCUAUCCCAUCUUUCUCUCGAGUUUUCUGGUUGUGUUCCCACCUUUCUGGCCCACCUUUAGAUUACAAGUGCGAAUAACAAUCUUUAUCCUUCGGUAAACUU
Molecule: messenger RNA, 1103 nt
Organism: Eutrema salsugineum
Lineage: Eukaryota; Viridiplantae; Streptophyta; Magnoliopsida; Brassicales; Brassicaceae
Source: RefSeq, a predicted model, not a curated record